Messenger RNA from Betta splendens (Siamese fighting fish), 1496 nucleotides. Its product is annotated as sarcoplasmic reticulum histidine-rich calcium-binding protein. Lineage: Eukaryota; Metazoa; Chordata; Actinopteri; Anabantiformes; Osphronemidae. The coding region runs from base 296 to 1201 and encodes 301 amino acids. Gene Ontology annotation, molecular function: calcium ion binding. The record is from RefSeq and is a predicted model, not a curated record. The transcript has 6 exons.
CCUCUGUCAGUCAUGCACAUGCCGUAACACCAACUACACCACACACCCAGUUGUGUUUCCACUGUGUCCUCUCUGUGCUCUGUCAGUCUUGUGAGCACAGACCUCUCCUACCCUUCCUUCGCCUGGAGCAAAGACCUGAACAGAAUCCCAGAGUCGCCGGCUGGUAGAUCAGAAUUUCCUGUGGAUUCAUUGAUUUUUAAAUGUUUGAUUGCAGAUUGUUUUGAUUUUUCGUGAGAGAAACGGUAGCUAUUCUUUAAGUGUGUAUUUGUACCUUAUAGUAGUAAUAGUUGUUAGAAUGGCUCCUGUGAAAGCCUGGGUGGUGGGGCUCCUGUUCAUGCUCCUGUGCCCGUCCCAGCUUGUGCUGAGAGGUGUAGUGGGCGCACAGGAUGCGGCUGAUACUGAUACUGAAGCAAAAUAUGAUGAAGAAGAAGGUGAAGCUGCUGAGAAUGAUGGCGAUGGUGACGAAGAAUCAGAUGAUGGGCAUGAAACAGAUGAACAUGAGGCAGAGGAGGAAAAUGGAGAUACUGAGGAUGAAGAUGAAGAGGAUGAGGAGGAGUUAGGGGUGGAUGAAAGGGAUGAGGAAGAGAGUGAUGCCAAGGAGGAAGAGGAAGGUGAAUCAGAUAAUGAGGAGGAAGAGGAUGCUCAAGAGGAGGAGGAAGAGGAGGGUGAAUCAGACAAUAGAGAGACUGCUCAAGAGGAGGAGGAGGAAGAAAAUGAUGAUUCCGAUGGUGAGCAGGGGGACAAUGAUCAAGAGGGGGAGGGUGAUAAUGACGAUGAAGAGGAGGAAUCUGAUGAUGACGCAGAGGCUGAAGAGCAACAGGAGGAGGAAGAUGAGGAGGACGAGCACGAUGAGCACGAGGAGGGAGCUAAAGAUGAUGAAGAAGCAUCCGAAGGAUAUCUGACCGCUGAGGAAGAGGAGGAUCAAACGUCUGCAGCUGAGGAAGAGGAAGACGACACCAGCGACUCGCUGCACUUCCGGCCCGGCUCCCUGUGCAGCGUUUGCUCCGUCUGCCAGCACUGCUCUCAGGCCUGUGCCAAGUGUCCCUGUGAGGAGGGAGACGGGUCCGAUCACUGUCAACACUGCCAAGGAUGCUCAUCCUGCUUCCUGUGUCCUAUUCUGUGUGACACUGUUUGCACACCAGGUGGACUUGUCGAUGAGCUCAGCGGGUCCAUUUUUCAGAGCGUCGCCGCUCUGCUCUGAGCCAGUCUGCAGCGCUUUGGCGCCCCCUGUGGUCACCGGCGGUACUGUGUUUACGACGGACUCUGCAGCCAAGGAUCCCUCACCAGAACACAUUUUUAUAUGUUCACUAAAUGUUUAGUUUUUGUAAAAAACUAUUUUAACUUCCUACAACAGCUGACUUAAUGUCCGCUUAAGUUAAUUUCAUUCAUGUCAUGUAUUAACACCAGUGUUUGUGGUGGUUAAAACACCAGAAAGGUGACAAUGAGGUGUGUUUUCUCUGUGAUUGUAACAUGUUAUAGUAAAAAUUUACAUGUUC